This is a messenger RNA of Nicrophorus vespilloides, 689 nucleotides long. It is a transcript of the gene Csl4, whose product is annotated as exosome complex component CSL4. The record is from RefSeq and is a predicted model, not a curated record. Gene Ontology annotation, cellular component: nuclear exosome (RNase complex); cytoplasm. Gene Ontology annotation, molecular function: RNA binding. Lineage: Eukaryota; Metazoa; Arthropoda; Insecta; Coleoptera; Silphidae. Gene Ontology annotation, biological process: RNA processing. The transcript has 2 exons. Bases 70 to 663 code for a protein of 197 amino acids.
AGCCUGUUUAUUACCUUCAAUUUGAAUUUUCUGUUGCUUUCAAGAGGUUAUGUUUACAUGUGUUAGAAGAUGGAAGAUGUUCUAGUCUGUAUUCCCGGACAACGUUUAUGUCUGUGCGAUAAAAAGCACAUUUCUGGACAAGGGACGUAUGAGAGGCAAGGAUAUCUGUAUUCCCAACUGGCAGGGUUAGUAAAGAUCAUUGAGAAAGAGGAUGGAGUCCAAUUGAUAGAAGUGCAUAGCACCCAAGACCAAGGUCUUGUACCACAGCAAGGAGAUUUGGUCACAGUUCAAAUCACAAUUAUCAAUCAACAGUUUGCAAAAUGUGCAAUUAAAUGUAUUGGAGACACUGUUCUGAGUAGACCAUAUAGGGGCAUCUUGAGGAAAGAAGAUCUACGUGCCACAGAGAAAGACAAAAUUGAGGUCUACAAGAGUGUGAGGCCAGGGGAUAUUGUUUUAGCUCGAGUUUUACCAAUUACAGAAGCACAUACCUAUCACUUAACAACUGCUGAAAACGAGUUGGGUGUUGUGACAGCACAUAGUGAAGGAGGACACCAAAUGGUACCCAUCAGUUGGACAGAGAUGCAAUGCACAAAAACUUUAGUUAAGCAGCACAGAAAAGUUGCUAAAGUUCUGCCAGAAAAACCCAAACAAAUUGUAACUUAAGAAAAUAAAUUAGGGAUUAAAAUAUA